GUCGAAGAGCCCGGAAGCCGGUUGGGCGCGAUUUCCGGAGAGCCGGCAAACUGCGUGCGCCGCCGCGGGGGACGGGUUUUCGCUGUCCGUAACCGACAGAUCGAAGUCAGCAUGUUCCGGCUCGAGAACAUGGGGCCGAAGCUAGACCCCGAGGAGCUCAAGCGCAAGAUGCGUGAGGAUGUGGUCUCCUCGGUCCGCAACUUUCUCCUUUACGUGGCCCUGCUGCGCGUCACACCCUAUAUUUUAAAGAAGUUGGACAGCAUAUGAAGAUAGAGACAUUGGCAUGUGAGAGCAUGAACUUCAGAAUAUGGUUACGAUUUCUCUUCCCAUUUGCUAAUAAACAGGCACAAAAUGACAACAGAGACUUUUGGUACUGAAUAGAUAUGAAAACUCCGCUUACUAAGAAUGAGUUUGACCUCAGUGAAAAUGCUAGCAACUGAAAGAAAGCAUGAAGUUUUUUUCUCUUUGACACUGUUUAAGAAAUGUUAAGCAGACUUCUUUGGUCUCAUACUGCUGUGUUGGUAUCAUACAACCUUCAUAAAUUUUGAUUCAGUUGUAAAUAGUUUUAUCAAACUACAUUUUGUAGUGAAUACUAAUUGUAAGGGAGCUACCUCUGAAAUUAUCUCAUUACUUCUGUUGAACCUCCUGCCUCUGUGAGGAAUAUGCAUUGUGAAAGAUUUUCUUGUGAUUACUUUUGUUGAAAUUGAUACCAUUAUGAUAGUUAGCACAGUACUGUUAGUCUUUAUUUUUAAUAAAUGUGCCAUUUUUAAAAAGUAUUA
Phascolarctos cinereus (koala) is the source of this 779-nucleotide messenger RNA. It is a transcript of the gene TOMM5, whose product is annotated as translocase of outer mitochondrial membrane 5. Lineage: Eukaryota; Metazoa; Chordata; Mammalia; Diprotodontia; Phascolarctidae. Gene Ontology annotation, cellular component: mitochondrial outer membrane translocase complex. The record is from RefSeq and is a predicted model, not a curated record.